This is a messenger RNA of Brassica napus (rape), 1397 nucleotides long. RefSeq lists its product as uncharacterized. Lineage: Eukaryota; Viridiplantae; Streptophyta; Magnoliopsida; Brassicales; Brassicaceae. The transcript has a single exon. The coding region runs from base 444 to 1190 and encodes 248 amino acids. The record is from RefSeq and is a predicted model, not a curated record.
AAUUAUACGUAUUUAAUAAAUAAAAAUAAAUACAUAUUUAUUAAUUAAUCUUUUAAAAAUAAAGUAUUUCUCUUGAAACAGAAGAAAUAUUAUUUUAUUAUACUUAAAAUGGUUAUAACUUUAAAGCAUAGUUGAUUAUUAAUCUAAAAUUUCAUAAUUCCAUAAAAAAAGAGUCAACAAUUAUAGUGUUUAUUAGUAAUCAAAUUUCAAAUUAGAUAUCUAGAGUAGACCUCCAAGAUUAAAUAAAAACAAUAUAGAAAGGUGAAAGAAAAAAAAAAAGGGGGUUCAAUAAUGUGAAGGAAAAAGGGAAUUAAAAAUCUAUAAAAAGAGACGCUUGGGGGAGAGUCAUGGGUCCACUUCCUUCAUUCUUCUCCGAUUCUUUUUCGAACUUUCCCUGAAAACUACUUCUUUCAAUCUCACAUUUCACAUUUCUCAUUGAGAAAAUGAGUUUCAUCGAUUUCGACAGCGUGAAAGCAGAGAAAGCCAAGGCACUGCAUCGUUUCCAUAGCAUUGGUUUCCUCUUCCGUAUCACGGAGAUCUGCGUCGCUCUUCUCUUACUCUGUUGGAUAUUCACUUCCCUUCCUUUCGCCGUUCAAAUCUCCGGCGAGUUUCUCCGCCGUAUCUCUUACGUCGUCUCCACUCCUCUCUUCAUGUUCGUCCUCGGAAACUUCAUCGUCGUCGCUCUUCUCACCACCAAAUCCACCGUCUUCUCCGCCGCUAGUACCAUCGACGGCGGAGCAGAGGCGUAUAUCUACGACGCGUUUAUCAGAACCGGAGAUAACCGCGCAAAUUCUUCCGACAUUGGAGAUCUGACGGAAGAGAUCAUCGUCUACGACGAUAAACAGAUAAUCAACACCGAAACUGACUCAAACUCAAAUCCCACGGCGGGGCGUGAAGAUCACGCGCAAAUAGAACCGGAGAAGAAAUCGAAGGAUCAUCCUCUUACGAAAGUCUACCAAAGGAGCAAGUCGGAAAUCUCUGCGAAACAGUGUCCAGUGACGGUGUCGAAACCUUUGCUCCGGCGAUCGGAGACGGAGAAAUGCCGGGAAAUAGUGGAGGCGUGCGAAGAUGUUCCGUUUCCGGAGGACAAUCUGACGAACGAAGAGUUUCAGAAAACGAUCGAAGCAUUCAUCGCGAAACAGUUGAUAUUCCGUCGCCGGGAAUCACUCGCCGUCGUUAUCCAUAACUAGAAAUAAACAGAGUUUUAAUAUAUAGGCAUAAACUAUGUAAUGUAACUUCGAUAUCAAACCAACAAACAAAGUUUUGUAAGGAAGAACAUCAAAGAGAUCGGUUCCAUCUCAUGUGUUCCUUUUGUUGUUUGUAUUAAAUACGUACACUUAUAAUGUUCGAAUCAAGAUUUUUCCAAAACAAAAAAAAAGAAGAUUUUUCGAAAGAUU